UUGCUACUUUUACUUAAGUCAAAGAUCUUCUUCCAUCGCUGGCAAUAACAGAAAACAUAGUAGGCUAUAAUUAAAAUUUGGCCAAUAUACUAUACUAGAAGUACGUCACAAAAUGUUUGCACAUGUAAAAACACGACCCUGAAAUAGUCCCGCAUUCCUUUCCGCUAUAACGAUGUGGAGAAAAACAAGAUAUGUCGACACAUUUUACCAGCUGAAGCCAAAAACAUUUAAAAAACAUAAUUUUCAACAUAUUAUGUCAUAAAAACAAGGAGAUUUCACAACCAGCAGGCGCAACAAGAAGUACGCAAACGGAACAUCGAGCUGAACCAAUGGCUAAUGAGAGAUUCCAUAUGUGGGUGUGGCAGACCAAACCAAUGAACCAAUGGGGAAGCCGUAACCGUGUGAACACGUGGAAGUGGCAGACGGUUGGGCCAAUCACAACACUCCCCGAAGUGCGCCCGCGGUGAACGUGAAGGGGGGCGCGCGCUGGCUGAGUGCACGCUCGCAGAAAGCAGCUACGCAGGCGAGAGGGGCAGAAGCCGAAUGGUGGUGGAGCUGAAGAUGGCGGAUGGAGACAGCGGGAGUGAGCGCGGUGGUAGCAGCGGGGGAGGAGGCGGCUUCCAGCACUUCCAGAGGGACCAGGAGACCCAGGAGCUGGCGUCCAAGCGCCUUGACAUCCAGAACAAGCGCUUCUACCUGGACGUCAAGCAGAACAGCAAGGGCAGGUUCAUCAAAAUCGCCGAGGUAGGAGCCGGGGGCUCCAAAAGUCGCUUGACCCUCUCCCUGUCAGUGGCGGCGGAGUUCCGGGACUACCUCGGGGAUUUCAUCGAGCACUACGCCCAGCUGGGGCCUAGCAGUCCGGAGCAGAUAGCCCAGGCCAGCGCGGGUGAGGACGGCGGGCCCAGGCGAGCUCUCAAGAGCGAGUUUCUCGUCCGGGAGAACCGCAAGUACUACCUGGACUUGAAGGAGAACCAGCGGGGGAGGUUCCUGCGGAUCCGGCAGACCGUAAACCGUGGACCUGGCUUUGGAGUUGGGGGCCCCGUGGGCGGCAUGCUGGCCGGCCAGACCAUAGCCCUUCCGGCCCAGGGGCUAAUAGAGUUUAGAGACGCCCUUGCUAAGCUCAUAGAUGAUUACGGGGGAGACGACGAGGAGCUGGCCGGGAGAAUGGCCGCCGGGGGCUACAGUGAGCUUCCCGAGGGCACCUCCAUCAUGGUGGACUCCAAACGGUUCUUUUUCGACGUCGGGUCCAACAAAUACGGAGUGUUCCUGCGCGUGAGCGAGGUGAAGCCCAGCUACAGGAACUCUAUCACCAUCCCGUUCAAAGCCUGGGGCAAGUUUGGAGGAGCUUUCAGCAGAUACGCCGAGGAGAUGAAGGAGAUCCAGGAGCGGCAGAGGGAUAAAAUGUACGAGAGGAGGGACGAGUCCGAGGGAGAGGAGGUGGAUGACGACUGAGAAAACUAAACGAAACAGCUGUUAGUCAAGUUACGUGACAGAUCUGCAAUAUAGGGGGUAUUUUGCAAAAUAAAACAACAACAAAAAAAAAAAGAAGAAGCAGAAAUGACAGAUUAAGUGCAUGACACAUCGUGCUGUAAUAGCCUGCUAAAGUAUCGUGGCGUAAAAAAAAAACAAAAAAGAAAAGAAAAGAGUACAUGUGCAGGGAAUUUAUUGGUGUA
This is a messenger RNA of Siniperca chuatsi (mandarin fish), 1673 nucleotides long. RefSeq names its product purine-rich element binding protein Bb (gene purbb). Gene Ontology annotation, molecular function: DNA-binding transcription factor activity, RNA polymerase II-specific; purine-rich negative regulatory element binding; RNA polymerase II transcription regulatory region sequence-specific DNA binding. Gene Ontology annotation, cellular component: nucleus. The record is from RefSeq and is a predicted model, not a curated record. Lineage: Eukaryota; Metazoa; Chordata; Actinopteri; Centrarchiformes; Sinipercidae. Bases 544 to 1452 code for a protein of 302 amino acids. Gene Ontology annotation, biological process: regulation of transcription by RNA polymerase II. The transcript has a single exon.